Messenger RNA from Clunio marinus, 480 nucleotides. The record is from the annotation of a GenBank genome assembly. Lineage: Eukaryota; Metazoa; Arthropoda; Insecta; Diptera; Chironomidae.
GUAAAACAAAAUUUAGUAAAUCUCACAAAAAAAUUAAAAUUGUCCUCGUGUUAGGCUUGAAAAAGGAAAUAAAAGAAUCUAAAAUGUUUCGCAUGGGAAUUCCUAAUCAGUCUGCUGAAGAACAACGUAAUCAAGUACGAAGAAGUGUAAGAAACAACUUUUUUUCAUUUGUCGCUCUUGUUGUUAUGAUUCGUUCAGCCCCAUAUGUAAUUGAAGUCUUAGGUGAAUCAUCUUUAUGAGAUUGGAGUCACCUUUCUGAACUGGGAAAUAAUAUCUUCCGAAUUUAACCAGCUCUAGGUGUUAAAACAUGAAAACAUUAUAAAAACCAAACAUACGAUUUAAGAUAACAUUAUAACUAAGGAUUAUAUAGUAAUGGAAGUAGUGGUGUUGAAUAAUAAAAGUUGUUGAUUCAAUAAUUAUUAAACAUUAAAUUUAAAUUUAUUUUAUUCUAACAACAAUUUUCAGUAUCAAAUAUGAGUU